UUACCCAUUUCUCAACUUGUGAUCGACAACCAUAUGGCAAGAAGUGAACAAGAUCUAUUGUCGACGGAGAUUGUCAACCGUGGGAUCGAGUCAUCGGGUCCAAAUGCUGGAUCCUUGACGUUUUCAGUUCGGGUCCGGAGAAGGCUGCCGGACUUUCUACAGUCGGUGAAUCUCAAGUACGUGAAGUUGGGAUACCAUUAUCUGAUAAAUCAUGGCAUAUACCUGGCCACCAUACCUGUGCUGGUGCUGGUUUUCAGUGCUGAAGUUGGAAGCCUUAGUAGGGAGGAGCUAUGGAAGAAGCUUUGGGAAGAUGCUCGUUAUGAUUUAGCCACCGUGCUUGCGUUCUUUGGCAUCUUUGUCUUCACACUCUCAGUUUACUUCAUGUCACGUCCUCGCUCUAUUUACCUCGUUGACUAUGCAUGUUACCGUCCUCAUGACGAUCUUAAGGUGACAAAAGAGCAGUUCAUAGAGAUGGCGAGGAAAUCCGGCAAGUUCGACGAAGGAAGUCUUGAAUUCCAAAAGAGAAUUCUCCAAUCAUCAGGGAUAGGAGACGAGACGUACGUGCCAAAAUCACUAAUGUCAACCGAAACCUGCACCACCAUGAAAGAAGGCCGGCUUGAAGCUUCAACAGUCAUGUUUGGCGCACUUGAUGAACUUUUCGAGAAGACGAGAGUGCGGCCAAAGGACGUCGGAGUACUCGUGGUGAACUGCAGCAUCUUCAACCCGACACCUUCACUGUCCGCCAUGAUAAUCAACCAUUAUAAAAUGAGAGGCAACAUCUUGAGCUACAAUCUUGGUGGGAUGGGUUGCAGUGCCGGUAUUAUUGCGGUGGACCUGGCCCGGGACAUGUUGCAGUCUAACCCAAAUAAUUAUGCCGUUGUGGUCAGCACCGAGAUGGUGGCUUACAAUUGGUACCCGGGUCGUGAUCGGUCCAUGCUCAUCCCCAACUGCUUCUUUAGAAUGGGCUGUUCAGCUGUUCUACUAUCAAACCGCUGCCGUGACUACCGCCGGUCCAAAUACCGUCUCGAGCACAUUGUUCGCACCCACAAAGGUGCUGAUGACCGCAGCUUCAGGUGUAUUUACCAGGAGGAAGAUGAUCAAGGUCUCAAGGGACUAAAAGUGAGCAAAGAGCUAAUGGAGAUCGGCGGCGAUGCACUGAAAACCAACAUCACCACACUUGGACCUCUUGUCUUACCCUUCUCAGAGCAGCUCAUCUUCUUCAUCACCCUCCUAUGGAGACAUCUCUUUGGGGGUAAAAAAGCUUCUCACCCCUCAUCAUCUUCUGUGACAAAACCCUACAUUCCAGACUACAAGCUUGCGUUCGAGCACUUCUGCAUUCACGCCGCCAGCAAGAACGUGCUGGAUGGGCUGCAAAAGAAUCUUCAGCUCAGCGAAACCCACCUGGAAGCCUCUCGAAUGACGCUGCACCGCUUUGGAAACACCUCCAGCAGCAGCAUAUGGUACGAGUUGGCUUACUUGGAGGCAAAAGAUAGAGUCAGGAGAGGUGAUAGGAUUUGGCAGCUGGCUUUUGGUUCAGGCUUUAAGUGCAACAGCCUGGUUUGGCGCUCUCUGCGUCGUGUUAGAAAGCCUUCUUCAGAUAAUCCAUGGCUUGACUGCGUUGAUAGAUAUCCUGUGCGUCUCUGAUUGAUUACUUUUAGUAUGUACACACACACAUAUAUAUAUAUAUAUAUAUAUAUAUAUGUUAGCUAUGUUAUGGGUUAUAAUAUGUAAGGUGUUGCAAAACUAAGCUGGGAAUGUUAUAGAUGGUUUCCUAGUCUUAUAUUAGGAAACUUGGUAACUAAUUUGUUAUCGGGUGAUGUUUCCCUUGAACGUUUAAUUUUAUUUAAGCUUGGAAUGGAUUUUAUUAAGAUUAAUUGUAA
Carica papaya (papaya) is the source of this 1880-nucleotide messenger RNA. It is a transcript of the gene KCS10, whose product is annotated as 3-ketoacyl-CoA synthase 10. Lineage: Eukaryota; Viridiplantae; Streptophyta; Magnoliopsida; Brassicales; Caricaceae. The record is from RefSeq and is a predicted model, not a curated record. Gene Ontology annotation, molecular function: acyltransferase activity, transferring groups other than amino-acyl groups. Gene Ontology annotation, cellular component: membrane. Gene Ontology annotation, biological process: fatty acid biosynthetic process.